AUGAGCCCACCGAUGGGGAACUCUGUCUCACAGAUGCGAUCCUUCGAUUAUCUACUCAGCACCCAAGAUGGCAGAGGAAUUCUUGUCCUUGAAGACGAACCAUCGGACGACACCCUGCAGAACUGCGCCUGUGCUCCUCUUGCCACAGUGGUCGAAUGGGACGAAGACGGCAAAUGGCUGCCACCCCCAACAGGGGUAAGGCUCUCCGACGAACUGGCAUACAUCGCCACAAAGAGUGAUAUAUCAAGCAAGACCCUGAAACAAACAUACUCUUUCGACUUUGACGGGAAUGGCAUGAUCCAGGUUACAUAUACACCUGAAGACCCAGCACCGUCAUUUGGGCCGGAGCGUCUUUCACUUAGCGAUAACUAG
Molecule: messenger RNA, 372 nt
Organism: Penicillium crustosum
Lineage: Eukaryota; Fungi; Ascomycota; Eurotiomycetes; Eurotiales; Aspergillaceae
Exons: 2
Coding region: 1-372 (123 amino acids)
Source: RefSeq, a predicted model, not a curated record